UCCUCCAACAGUCUCAGUGGGUGAUGUUUGGUGAAAUCUCACGCUUUGCUCCUGUUCCCUCACUGCGAGACCAGCGGCACGCUGAUAAACACUCGCGAGCCAUGCGAAAUUAAAGCUCUGCGACACAAACUCGUGAUGCAGCUAAUCUGAUAUAUCCGAGAUAUUUUACAUAAAUUAGUGGAUUAUCGAAGUUAUGCUAUUUUCCCGGAUCAUCGCAACAGCUUGAAAAUGAACCCUCAUUGCGCGCGCUGUGGGAAAAUUGUCUACGCAACUGAGAAAGUGAACUGCCUGGACAAGUAUUGGCACAAAGGAUGCUUCCAUUGUGAAGUGUGUAAAAUGACUCUCAACAUGAACAACUACAAGGGAUAUGAGAAGAAGCCUUACUGCAACGCGCACUACCCAAAACAGACCUUUACAAUUGUGACAGACACCCCUGAGAACCUACGGCUGAGACAGCAAAGUGAGCUCCAAAGUCAGGUCAAGUACAGGAAGGAUUUUGAACAGAGCAAAGGUCGGGGCCUUAAAUUUGUCUUGGAUACUCCAGAGCUGCAGAGACUGAGGAAGGCCCAGGAUCAGAUCAGUAAUGCAAAGUAUCACAAGGAUUUUGAGGUGUCAGGUUUGCAUGGGGUCACUCAGGGAAUGCGUGGAACAUACCUGGUACGGCCCCAGGUGGCGCCUAACCACGAAACGGUGGGGAACAGCACGCACAAGGGUGUCCAUCAGUGCAUCAUGGAGUUGGAUCGAAGACCUGGCGUCAUUGUGGCACCUGUUCUUCCUGGUGCCUACUAUCCCAGUGGCCACAGCCAUGGGCACAGCUACAUGCAUCAGACCAGCAUGCAUUCACUGAGGUCAAUGCAGCUGAGGUCACAACACACGAGUACGGGGAGUGCGAGCAUGACUGUGUACAGGGCCCUGUAUGACUACAUGGCGCAGGAUUACGAUGAGGUGUCGUUCCGGGAUGGUGACAUCAUUCAGAACGUGCAGUCGAUCGACGAAGGUUGGAUGUAUGGAACGGUACAGCGGACGGGGAGAUCAGGUAUGCUGCCUGCCAACUACGUAGAAGGCAUUCGCUAGGUGUCCUACAUCUCUCUCACUGAGCCUCGAAUAAAACGCCACAUCUGA
Messenger RNA from Megalobrama amblycephala (Wuchang bream), 1122 nucleotides. RefSeq names its product nebulette (gene nebl). The coding region runs from base 229 to 1074 and encodes 281 amino acids. The transcript has 7 exons. The record is from RefSeq and is a predicted model, not a curated record. Gene Ontology annotation, cellular component: focal adhesion. NCBI's taxonomy places the organism in Eukaryota, Metazoa, Chordata, Actinopteri, Cypriniformes, Xenocyprididae. Gene Ontology annotation, molecular function: actin filament binding.